AGUCCGUGCGCCGUUCGGAGAUACCGAGGUGAUGUGCCAAUGGGAGAAUGAAGGUCGAAACGGGGAGAUGGAAUGCUAGCAUGUAGAGAGUCUGGGUUUUUUGCACAGUCCAGAUGACAGUGAGCAAACAUCUUCCAUCAAUCCAUCGCAAUAAAGCCCUAUCUGAGCUAGUUAAAUGGAAGGAGCAACGAGGCUAUCGGAGUUCGGGCAAGGCACCACAUCAUCUGCGGCUCUAGUGCCCGAUGAUACGGACACCGUCAUCGGUGUCAGUUAUGGGAUGGACGGAGGGGAUUCAGAGGCAGCUAAAAAGGCCUAUAUAACAGAGAUGCCUUCAUCAUCCUGCCAUCCUGGCUCCGGGCCGGGGGAGAAGAAGAUUGGCCACAGAAGAGUGGAUGCCUCGGGAGAGACCACCUACAAGAAGACCACGUCCUCUGCCCUGAAAGGUGCCAUCCAGCUGGGCAUCGGCUACACGGUGGGCCAGCUGAGCUCCAAGCCAGAGAGAGAUGUCCUCAUGCAGGACUUUUAUGUGGUGGAAAGCAUCUUCUUCCCAAGUGAGGGCAGCAAUCUGACCCCAGCCCAUCACUUCCCAGACUUCCGCUUCAAGACCUACGCCCCCUUGGCAUUCCGCUACUUCCGUGAACUCUUUGGCAUUCGGCCUGACGACUACCUGUACUCUCUGUGCAAUGAGCCUCUGAUCGAGCUGUCCAACCCUGGUGCUAGCGGCUCCAUCUUCUACGUAACCAGGGACGACGAGUUCAUCAUCAAAACAGUCAUGCACAAAGAGGCUGAGUUUCUGCAGAAGCUGCUGCCUGGAUACUACAUGAACCUGAACCAGAACCCUCGUACGCUGCUGCCCAAGUUCUUUGGCUUGUACUGCGUGCAGUCUGGCGGGAAGAACAUCCGGAUCGUGGUGAUGAACAACGUUCUGCCUCGCGUGUUCCGCAUGCACCUCAAGUUUGACCUCAAGGGUUCCACGUACAAACGGCGGGCCUCCAAAAAGGAACGUGAGAAAAACAGGCCCACCUUCAAAGAUCUGGACUUCAUGCAGGACGUCACGGAAGGCCUCAUGCUGGACACAGACACGUACAGCGCCCUGACCAAGACUCUGCAGAGAGACUGCUUGGUGCUGGAGAGCUUCAAGAUCAUGGACUACAGCUUGCUGCUGGGCGUGCACAACCUGGACCAGGCGGAGCGGGAGCAGCAGAUGGAGGGCUCGCAGGGCAGCGGCGACGAGAAGAGGCCGGCCCCCCAGCGCGCGCUCUACUCCACCGCCAUGGAGUCCAUCCAGGGGGGCGCGUCCUGCGGAGCAGCCAUCGACACAGAGGACACGAUGGGUGGAAUCCCUGCAGUGAAUGGGAAAGGAGAGAGAAUCCUCCUCUUCAUUGGCAUCAUUGAUAUCCUCCAGUCAUAUAGGCUCGUUAAGAAGCUGGAGCACACAUGGAAAGCGCUGGUUCAUGACGGGGACACCGUGUCGGUUCACAGGCCUGGCUUCUAUGCCGAGCGGUUUUUGAAGUUCAUGAACAGUAACGUGUUCAAAAAGAGCUCUUCUCUGAAGUCCUCACCCUCCAAAAGGGGCCACCGUGGGUCACUGGGGGUGCCCAAGUACACGGGCCCUGGGGCAGCCUGGUCAGCCAGCCAGCUCCCCUCCGAGCGAGACGAGAACAUCUAUGACCUGAGAGGGGCUCGUAGUUUCCCCGCCCUGGAAGAUGAAGGGAAAGACUUCCACCCUUGCACCCCUCCUAUGUUUGAAGAGGCCACCACAGCCUCCAUCGCCACCACCCUCUCCUCCAACAACUCCAUCUCCAUCCCCGAGCGAUCGCCCUCUGACACCACAGAGCACCCGCGUUACAGGAGGCAGGCCCAGUCACUGAGAGACUCAGAGGCCAGAUCGAAAGAGGUGGUGGACGUUCACGAAGAAGAUAAUCAGACCAUCACUGUGCAUGUGGAGGUGAAGCCGGACAUGGAGGAGGUGCAGGAGAAAGAGAAAUGUGCAGAAGAAAAGACAGAAGAAGGAGUGAAAGAAGAAGAGAGAGAGAAGAAAGAAGAGACGGUGAAAGUGGAGAAAAGUGAAGUGGUGGAAAGUGUAGUGGAGGCCGCUGUUGAGCCCACGCAACCCUCCUCAGAGAGCAGUGAGCUGGUCGAGUCUGAGGUUCGAGAAACAGCCAUUUUGGAGGAUGAGCCCCCACAGCCUGCCGAAUGCACUGCAUCCUCUGUUGUCCACGAGGCACCAUGGAUCGCCCGCGAGAAGACGACCGCACAGGCUUCAGCUGCAGCCCCCGUGCAGGAGGAGGCGGUCACUCUGGUCCAGUCACCGCCGGCAGCCCCAGUGCACGAGGAGAUGAUGGCCACAAUGGUUCAGUCACCGCCACCAAUCCCAGUGCAGGAGGAGGAGAUGGCCACACUGGUCCAUCCGGUGGCCGCAGUCCCAGUGCACGCGGUGGCUCCCACCCCCCGGCCCGUGGCUGAGUCGGACGCAGUGAGCCACCUGUCAGAGUCGGCCAGCCGCAACUCGCUGGAGGAAGAAGGCAUCACAGAUAUCUACUUUCAGCCUCCAGAGGAGAGGAACUGGCAGUACUCCCCUCUGCACUACGGCUCAGAGUCUCAGCCUGUCUCAGACGGCGAGAUUGAGACAUAAAUCUCUAUGCAGUCCUGGAUGGUGAGAUGGGAAACAGAAGAGCUGGGUUUGUGGCUUGUAGACUCUGCAGGCAGAAAUGGUCAGACAGCUCCCUGCUCUCCAGCAGGGCGGCGACGUGCUGUAAAGACUCUGAUGGCUGGGGACACACAUAUCAACAAGAACAACAGAACAAAAACAAAGUAAACGUCUAAUUACAGGAGAAACGACCAGAGACACUGGGCCCCUUCCCCCUGUCAGGUGAUUGCCUGAACGCCCCGCCCCCCUUUACAGCGCCUCCCCUCCAGUCCUUGAGGUACUCCGUAGAAACUCUUGUAGCCAAGAAUCUGUGUGAUGUGCAUGUUUGAUCCCCUACCCCUUGACAUUGUCAGUGAAGAGGAUGUGGCGCUAUACGCACCGCAACGCAACCGUCAUUAGCCGUUCCUCGGACCGAGACUGAGGCCGUGUUGACUGGACGUGAGCUGGCAUGCAGUCUGUGAACAUGCUGUUUUAUUAGUGCUACUUAUUCAUUUGGUUUGUCUUUGUGUGGGAGUGUGAUUUUAAAGGCACCUGUGACACAUCAGACAACAUCAGUGUUGUUGUUUUUUUGUUUGUUUGUUUGUUUCAUGGAAAAAACUAAAUCAUCAUGGCAAGCUGGUAGUGUUUAAACCGUGAAACAGGUCUAUAUGCCAUGACAGGUUAUUUUUCCCUUUUAAGAAACAAGCUAUCAGGACUGCUGUUGGUUGCCUGAUUUUUGGGAUGUUAACUUCUGUAUGCGGUAUCCAUUCAUAGCCAUAGUGUUUCAUGAGCAGAAAAGGGAACAGCCCAGUACCCAGGCCGAACAGGUGAUGCUGUCUCAUUUUUAACUAUCACUAUCUGAACCAUUAUUUAAGCAUCAUUAGGCAAGGAAGAUUACCAUUCUUACUGUACUAUUUUUGACAAGCUGUACUAUUUUUACUGUUCAUUUUAUUUUAACACUGGUACAUUGCCCCAUAAUCAACACACUUGUUGAACUAAGUUGUCCAAAUCUUUUUGACUUGAUUACAAGUGUUUCAGGUGAUGGCAUUUUUGUAUUUCUUUUUUCUUUUUUCUAUUUAUUGUGUUUCUCAAAAAUACUUUUUUGUUUGUAAAGUCAACACUGAUUGAGGUAAACAGUCAAGGUUGUACAGUCCAGUCAGUUGAACAUAACAGACAGAGCCACACAAGUUAUGUAAGAGUGUCUUAAUUCUGUUAAUUAAGUGUGUGUGUGUGUGUGUGUGUGUGUGUGUGUCCAUGUAUGUGUGUGUGAGAGAGAGGUUUAAAAACUAUUAAAGACAUUUGUCACAUCCCAAUCAUGUAGGACAUCUUGAGUGAGUGAUUGCAUUCACUCUCUUUCCUUCUUUAUGGAUCCUCAGUGGAGUUAUUUUCUGAAGGUCAGUGCAAAUCCUGUAGCACUUUAUUUACUUCCUGUGUGACAUUUAUAAUGAUUUAUAUUCAUCUAUCUCAGCGAGCUUUGUAUAGAUUGUUUAUGAUCUUUUCUAUAUCCAUGGGAAGGGACAGAAUGCAUAAUGUUUAACAGACUGUCCAUGACUGACUAAUUGAAAUCUGUUACUGUCAAUGGCUUCAGACCAUGUGUAGCGGUUAAGUGUUGUCAGUUUGUCAAUUCUGUAUUUUUUCCGUUGCCUUAUGGAGAGGGGGAAAAAAGUUCAAUGUGUAGUUACCAUUGUGGUUGUUGACUUUCUCAUGCUCACAUUAGUCACUGACAGUUGACUUGGUUAUGUGUAUAAAUAUUGUGUAUGACGUUUUCAUUACUGUAUUGUAUAAACAUUUUUUCUGUCUUUGUUCUUUGGCUGCAAACAAAAAAGUCGACAUCCAUUAAGUCAUUUUCUACAUGUAGUUUGUCACGUACUGUUAAUGUAAUCAGUGCUACUGGACAAUAGUGUAUAUGUAUAAAAAAAGUCAGCUCUCUGGGGGUGAAAGAGUGUGUGUGUGUGUGUGUGUGUGUGUGUGUGUGUGUGUGUGUGUGUGUGUGUGUGUGUGUGUGUGUGUGUGUGUGUGUGUGUGUGUGUGUGUGUGUGUGUGUGUGUCAGGAGCGGGGGAAUCUGAUUGGACAUAUGGGUGAAUGUUGUCACGGAUGAACUGCAUGUAUUUUAUUACAGUAUCAGUCACUGGAAAAUGUCAUUUGACCUCCCCUGUCCAUCUAAGAAAUGGUGGCCAAAUCUAUGUGUGUACGGGGAUCAGCUGGCUAUUGUGUAAAGGAAAAUAAAUAAAAACAUAUCUGUGAUAUCA
Molecule: messenger RNA, 4879 nt
Organism: Sardina pilchardus (European sardine)
Lineage: Eukaryota; Metazoa; Chordata; Actinopteri; Clupeiformes; Clupeidae
Product: phosphatidylinositol 4-phosphate 5-kinase type-1 gamma-like
Exons: 18
Coding region: 176-2635 (819 amino acids)
Biological process (GO): phosphatidylinositol phosphate biosynthetic process
Cellular component (GO): plasma membrane
Molecular function (GO): 1-phosphatidylinositol-4-phosphate 5-kinase activity
Source: RefSeq, a predicted model, not a curated record